CGCACCUAAGGUCACACUAAAACCGUCGUACAAAAGCCCCUCCGUAAUUGCGGCAGAAAACAGUACAAAUCCGGAAUAAUAAACAAACGGAUUGAAGAAAUUUUAAGAAAAAAAUAUACAGAAGAAAGAUGACAGCCAUACCGGGACGUGCCUUGCAUUAUGUUUUCAAGAUCGGAGAUCGGGCCAAGAACGCCUUCUUCUUCCGCCAAAUUCUGGGCAUGAAGGUUUUGCGGCAUGAGGAGUUCAAAGAAGGCUGUGACGCGGAAUGCAAUGGACCCUAUGAUAAUCGCUGGAGCAAAACUAUGAUCGGUUAUGGCCCAGAGGACUCGCAUUUUGUGAUCGAAUUGACAUAUAAUUAUGGAGUAACAAGCUACGAAUUGGGCAACGAUUUUGGUGGCGUUACCAUACACUCCAAGGACAUCCUGUCCCGUGCCGCCAAGCAUUCGUAUCCCGUCAAGAAAAUCGACGGAAAAGAAGGCAGUCUUCUGACUUCUCCCGAUGGCUACAAGUUCUACAUCAUCGACCAGGCACCGGCGGCUGGCUCCGAUCCCGUUCAAUCAGUGGAACUGAAUGUCACUAAUCUGCCAAAAUCGAAGAACUACUGGCACAACCUCCUCCAGAUGCAGCUGCUCGAGGAGAAGGACAAGAGCCUGCGUUUGAGUUACGGCAGCAAGCAGGCCUCGUUGGUGAUCACAGAAAUCUCGGAUCCAUUGGACCGAGCCAAGGCCUAUGGACGGAUUGCUUUCGCUAUUCCGGCAGCCAAGCAACCGCCACUUCAUGAGGCUGUCAAGGCGGCCGGCACAACGAUAUUGAAGCCAUUGAUUACUCUGGAUACGCCGGACAAGGCAUCCGUUACGGUUCUCAUUCUGGCGGAUCCGGAUGGUCAUGAGAUUUGUUUUGUGGAUGAGGAGGGCUUUGGGGAGCUGUCUCAGGUGGAGAAAGAUGGCGAUUCCCGUCUGGACUCGUACAUUCGCAAGGAUCCCUUCCAGCCGAAGUGAUGUGACGGACUAUGUACCUUAAGAAAUGGAAUUUAUAUGGACAUACCAUUUUUGUAUUGCUAUUUGCGGUUGAAUUGUUAAUGUUUUCCACCUUUUUUUUUGAGAGAGAGAUAUUAUAUAUACAGAGUGUGAUUAUAUUUUGUGAUCAUACCUCUUAUUUAAACAAAGAAAUUUCUAAAAUUUUACAAUCUGGA
Drosophila bipectinata is the source of this 1192-nucleotide messenger RNA. Its product is annotated as glyoxalase domain-containing protein 4. Lineage: Eukaryota; Metazoa; Arthropoda; Insecta; Diptera; Drosophilidae. The record is from RefSeq and is a predicted model, not a curated record.